CCUCGCCUCCCCUCCCUCAUCAGAUCCCACAGCCAACAAGAAAAAAAAGAAACUAAGCUGAGCUCGCCGCACCGCAGUACAGGCAGUCUCGUCUCUUCUCUCCGCUCCUCCCCUCCCUCGGCGGCGGCGGCGGCGGCGAUGGGGACGAAGGAGCCCGGCUCCCCGAGCCCCGACGACGCGGUGCUCUUCUUCGGGGUGGCCCUCGUGCUGGGCAUCGCCUCCCGCCACCUCCUCCGCGGCACCCGCGUCCCCUACACCGUCGCCCUCCUCGUCCUCGGCGUCGCCCUCGGCGGCCUCGAGUACGGGACCAAGCAUGGCCUCGGCAAGCUCGGAGCCGGCAUCCGUAUCUGGGCUGCCAUAAAUCCUGAUCUCCUUCUUGCCGUCUUCCUCCCCGCCCUCCUCUUCGAGAGCUCCUUCUCCAUGGAAGUGCACCAGAUCAAGAAAUGCAUGGCGCAGAUGGUGUUACUUGCCGUCCCAGGCGUGGUGAUCUCAACAGUUUUGCUUGGCGCUGCUGUAAAGCUCACUUUUCCAUAUGACUGGAACUGGAAAACAUCAUUCUUGUUCAGUGGACUGCUUAGUGCAACCGACCCUGUUGCCGUGGUUGCUCUUCUAAAAGACCUAGGAGCAAGCAAAAAGCUCAGUACAAUAAUUGAAGGAGAGUCCUUGAUGAAUGACGGGACUGCUAUUGUUGUCUAUCAGCUAUUCUAUCGAAUGGUGCUUGGAAAAACUUUCGAUGCAGGGUCCAUCAUAAAGUUCUUGUCACAAGUUUCACUUGGAGCUGUUGCUCUGGGCCUUGCGUUUGGAAUUGCAUCAGUACUAUGGCUGGGCUUUAUUUUCAAUGAUACAAUCAUAGAGAUUUCACUUACCGUUGCUGUCAGCUAUAUUGCUUUCUUCACUGCGCAAGAUGCAUUGGAGGUCUCUGGUGUUUUAGCCGUCAUGACCUUGGGGAUGUUCUAUGCUGCUUUUGCAAAAACUGCUUUUAAGGGUGACAGCCAGCAAAGUUUACAUCAUUUCUGGGAAAUGGUUGCUUACAUUGCAAACACACUUAUUUUCAUACUGAGUGGGGUUGUUAUUGCAGAUGGCGUACUACAAGAUAAUAUUCAUUUUGAGAGGCAUGGCACAUCAUGGGGGUUCCUUCUUCUGCUCUAUGUUUUUGUGCAAAUAUCGCGUGCUGUAGUUGUCGGUGUUUUGUAUCCACUGUUGCGUCACUUUGGGUAUGGUAUGGACAUCAAAGAAGCCACAGUUCUUGUUUGGUCAGGAUUGCGUGGAGCUGUUGCUCUAUCACUUUCUCUGUCCGUUAAACGUGCUAGUGAUUCAGUUCAAACUUAUCUGAAACCAGAAGUUGGAACAAUGUUUGUGUUCUUCACAGGUGGCAUCGUGUUUCUGACUUUGAUUUUGAAUGGUUCCACCACACAAUUUUUGUUGCACCUACUUGGUCUGGGAAAAUUGUCAGCAACGAAGCUUCGUGUAUUGAAGUAUACACAAUAUGAAAUGCUAAACAAGGCAUUGGAGGCUUUUGGUGAUCUCAGGGAUGAUGAGGAACUUGGGCCUGUUGAUUGGGUUAAUGUGAAGAAAUAUAUCACAUGUUUGAAUAACUUGGAAGAUGAACAAGCACAUCCCCACGAUGUUCCUGACAAGGAUGAUCACGUACAUACCAUGAAUUUGAAGGAUACUCGAGUGCGGCUUUUGAAUGGUGUGCAAGCUGCUUACUGGGGAAUGCUUGAAGAGGGACGAAUAACUCAAUCUACAGCAAAUAUUUUAAUGAGAUCAGUUGAUGAAGCUAUGGAUCUUGUCUCUAGCCAGUCAUUAUGUGAUUGGAAGGGUUUGCGGUCCAAUGUUCAUUUCCCAAAUUACUAUAGGUUCCUUCAGAUGAGCAGGUUGCCACGAAGGCUUGUCACAUACUUCACAGUAGAAAGAUUGGAGUUAGGAUGUUACAUCUGCGCGGCAUUUCUCCGUGCUCACAGAAUUGCGAGGAGACAACUACAUGAUUUCCUUGGUGAUAGUGAGAUUGCAAGAAUUGUCAUCGAUGAAAGUAUUGCUGCUGGGGAGGAAGCUAAAAAGUUUCUGGAAGAUGUUCGUGUUACAUUCCCUCAGGUGCUUCGUGUAUUGAAGACUCGACAAGUAACAUAUGCGGUAUUGACACACUUGAGUGAGUAUAUUCAAGACCUUGGGAAGACUGGGUUGCUCGAGGAAAAGGAAAUAGUCCAUCUCGAUGAUGCUUUGCAGACAGACUUGAAGAAGCUUAAGAGGAAUCCGCCACUGGUGAAAAUGCCAAGAGUUCGCGAACUUCUAAAUACCCAUCCUUUAGUUGGUGCACUGCCUGCUGCUCUUCGUGAUCCAUUGUUAAGUAACACAAAGGAAACAAUAAAAGGGCAUGGAACAGUUCUUUACACAGAAGGCUCAAGACCGACUGGCGUAUGGCUUGUUUCGAGUGGAAUAGUAAAGUGGACAAGUCAGAGACUAUGCACGAGGCAUUCAUUGGAUCCAAUUUUGUCACAUGGAAGCACUUUGGGUCUAUAUGAGGCACUAAUUGGAAAGCCUUAUAUUUGUGACAUUAUUACAGAAUCGGUGGUGCAUUGUUUCUUCAUUGAGGCUGAAAAAAUAGAGCAAUUGCGCCAGUCUGAUCCUUCUAUUGAGGAUUUUAUGUGGCAGGAGAGUGCUCUAGUUAUUGCAAGGAUUUUGCUCCCUCAGAUAUUUGAGAAAAUGGCAAUGCGUGAGAUGAGGGUUCUCAUUUCAGAAAGAUCUACUACGAAUGUCUACAUUAAGGGGGAAGAAAUUGAACUCAGGCAUAAUUACAUAGGCAUCUUAUUGGAGGGAUUUCUGAAGACAGAGAACCGAACUUUGAUCACACCUCCAGCUGUGCUGCUGCCGUCAAACACUGAUUUGAACUUAUUUGGCCUGCAGUCUUCAGCCAUGAAUCAGAUAGACUACUGUUAUACUGCUCCCAGUUAUCAGGUGGAGGCUAGAGCAAGGGUCAUCUUAUUUGAAAUGAGGAGGCCAGAUAUAGAAUCCGAUCUGCAAAGAAGUGCAUCGUUGCUUUCUCCAGCACUCGGACCGUCACGAACACAGAGCAAAGAGCAUGUCGGUUUGCUCAGGUGGCCGGAGAGUUUCCGGAAAUCCAGAGGGCCUGGAAAUGCAAGCUUAGCUGAAAUCAGAAGCCAGUCUGGUAGCUUCUCUGCUAGAGCCUUGCAAGUCAGCAUGUAUGGCAGCAUGAUGGAUGGCAUGCGCCCUGCUCGGCGGCAACCGAGGCUUGAUCAUGUGGAAGCGAACCAGAAGCACAGCGCGUCGUAUCCAAAGGUGCCUUCAAGGGCAGCCGACACGCGGCCUCUGCUGUCGGUGAGGUCGGAGGGCUCCAAUGCGAUGAGCAGAAAAUCUGCUCCUGCUCCAGCUAUAGCUCCUCCACUCGCUUCCUUUCUGCCACCCCUAGCAGCAGGACGGCAACGCCGAGCGGUAGGAGAAGAUGACGACUCGAGCGAUGAGUCCGUGGGGGAAGAAGUUAUCGUCAGAGUGGACUCUCCCAGCAUGCUCUCGUUCAAUCCACCCUCCGGCCCACCGCGAGGCAGCUGACGGUUGCAGUAUGUACCGAUAUUUUCUUCUUGUUGUAUAAUAAAUUUUUUGACCAAUGGUACCAUGGUGUAUGUAUAUCUGUAUAUGUGUAAAAUGCACGAUAUGUUGUACUGUAUAAUAAAUGGCAGAAAAAGGCUGUGGCAACUUCAACUUGUAAUGUGGUGUAACUGGAAGCCUGGGAUAACCCUGUAGAUGAUUCUACUUCCCUUUUUUUUGCUCUGA
This is a messenger RNA of Triticum aestivum (bread wheat), 3789 nucleotides long. RefSeq names its product sodium/hydrogen exchanger 8. NCBI's taxonomy places the organism in Eukaryota, Viridiplantae, Streptophyta, Magnoliopsida, Poales, Poaceae. The transcript is spliced from 23 exons. Bases 139 to 3567 code for a protein of 1142 amino acids. Gene Ontology annotation, biological process: potassium ion transmembrane transport; proton transmembrane transport; sodium ion import across plasma membrane. The record is from RefSeq and is a predicted model, not a curated record. Gene Ontology annotation, cellular component: plasma membrane; chloroplast envelope. Gene Ontology annotation, molecular function: potassium:proton antiporter activity; sodium:proton antiporter activity.